AUGGUGGACGUCGGAGAAGACGAGCUUAAAAAGCUCGAAUACUUGUCUUUAGUGUCUAAAGUUUGUACCGAGCUUGAUAACCACUUGGGAAUCAGCGACAAGGACCUCGCUGAGUUUGUCAUCAGUCUUGCAGAGAAGAACCCAACAUUUGAUGGAUUUAAGUCUGUACUGCUUAAAAAUGGGGCUGAGUUUACAGACUCUCUCAUCAGCAAUUUACUCCGUCUCAUUCAAACUAUGCGACCACCAACUAAAGCAUCCACGAGUAAAGGGUGUGAGCCUAUUGCCAAGCCAAAGAGUGAGAAAGAUCGAUUAAAGGAGAUGUUUCCUGCCCUGUGCAGACCAGACAAUCCUAACACUAGAACUAUGCUAGAUGAAGAUGACGUGAAGGUUGCAGCUGAUGCUAUGAAAGAGCUGGAGAUGUUCAUGCCCAGUGCCUGUGUGACAGACUCAAAAAGCAGCAAAAAAAGAUCUGAAGCCGCCGGCAGCAGCAGCAAGAAAAGUCGGAGGAGCAGGAGUCGCAGUCGAAGCAGAGACCGAGACAGAGACAGAGAUCGGGACCGGGAUAGGGACAGGGACAGGAGGAGGCGCCACCGCUCUCGUUCCCGCUCUAGAUCUCGUUCUCCGGAUAGAGAAAGAAGACGCAGGAGCCGCUGGCAUUCCCGCAGCAGGUCCAGGAGUCCUGCCCGAGGAGACAGGGAGAAGGGCUCUGACCGCUGGAAGGACAAACACGUGGACCGCCCACCCCCAGAGGAGCCGUCAGUAGGAGACAUCUACAACGGCAAAGUUACCAGCAUCAUGCAGUUUGGCUGCUUUGUUCAGCUAGAGGGACUGAGGAAACGUUGGGAAGGGUUGGUUCACAUCUCUGAGCUUAGGCGAGAGGGCAGAGUGGCAAAUGUGGCAGACGUGGUCAGCAAAGGUCAGAGGGUGAAGGUGAAGGUGUUAUCCUUCACAGGCUCUAAGACCAGCCUUAGCAUGAAGGAUGUUGACCAGGACACAGGUGAGGACUUGAACCCUAACAGGAGGAGGAAUGUUGGGGGAGAGGGUCAGGAAGAAUCAGCCAUGAGGAACCCAGACAGACCCACCAACCUCAACCUAGGUCAUGCUCCUGAGGUGGAGGAUGACACGCUAGAACGCAAGAGACUCACCAAGAUCUCUGAUCCCGAGAAAUGGGAGAUCAAACAGAUGAUUGCUGCCAAUGUCCUUUCCAAAGAGGAGUUCCCAGACUUUGAUGAGGAAACAGGGAUCCUGCCUAAAGUCGAUGAUGAAGAAGAUGAGGACCUAGAGAUUGAACUGGUGGAAGAAGAACCACCUUUCCUCAGAGGACACACCAAACAGAGCAUGGAUAUGAGCCCUGUGAAAAUAGUGAAGAACCCCGAUGGCUCUCUGUCUCAAGCAGCCAUGAUGCAGAGUGCUCUGGCUAAAGAGCGACGAGAAGUGAAACAGGCUCAGCGGGAGGCUGAGAUGGACUCCAUCCCCAUGGGUCUCAACAAGCACUGGGUGGACCCCCUGCCUGAUGCUGAUGGAAGGCAGAUUGCCGCCAACAUGAGGGGCAUCGGCAUGAUGCCCAACGACAUCCCCGAGUGGAAGAAGCACGCUUUUGGUGGCAACAAGGCCUCCUAUGGGAAGAAGACACAGCUGUCCAUUAUUGAGCAGAGAGAGAGUCUGCCCAUAUACAAGCUUAAAGAGCAACUCAUUCAGGCUGUUCAUGAUAACCAGAUCCUUAUUGUGAUUGGGGAAACGGGCUCAGGAAAGACCACUCAGAUCACUCAGUACCUUGCUGAGGCUGGAUACACUACACGGGGGAAGAUUGGAUGCACACAACCCAGAAGAGUGGCUGCCAUGUCUGUGGCAAAAAGAGUGUCUGAAGAAUACGGAUGUUGUUUGGGACAGGAGGUGGGCUACACCAUCCGUUUUGAGGACUGCACAAGCCCAGAGACAGUCAUCAAGUACAUGACGGAUGGUAUGCUGCUAAGAGAGUGUCUGAUCGAUCCCGAUUUGGGCCAGUAUGCCAUCAUUAUGCUGGACGAGGCCCACGAAAGAACUAUCCACACUGAUGUGCUCUUUGGGUUGCUCAAGAAGACUGUACAGAAGCGCACAGACAUGAAGCUCAUUGUGACGUCUGCUACGCUGGAUGCUGUGAAAUUCUCACAGUAUUUCUACGAAGCACCUAUUUUCACUAUUCCCGGUCGUACUUACCCAGUAGAGGUGCUGUAUACGAAAGAGCCUGAGACAGACUACCUGGAUGCCAGUCUGAUCACAGUCAUGCAGAUCCACCUCACUGAGCCACCAGGUGACAUUCUGGUGUUCUUGACGGGUCAGGAAGAAAUUGACACAGCUUGUGAGAUCCUGUACGAGCGGAUGAAAUCCCUUGGCCCUGAUGUUCCAGAGUUGAUCAUCCUACCGGUGUACUCUGCCUUGCCCAGCGAGAUGCAGACCAGGAUCUUUGACCCAGCUCCACCUGGCAGCAGAAAGGUGGUCAUUGCUACAAACAUUGCUGAGACCUCUCUAACAAUCGAUGGGAUCUACUAUGUGGUGGAUCCAGGAUUUGUCAAGCAGAAGGUGUACAACUCCAAAACAGGCAUUGACCAGCUAGUAGUGACCCCAAUCUCUCAGGCACAGGCUAAGCAGCGGGCAGGCAGAGCAGGCAGGACUGGGCCUGGGAAGUGCUACAGACUUUACACGGAACGUGCAUACAGAGAUGAGAUGCUCACCACCAACGUACCAGAGAUCCAGAGAACUAAUCUGGCCAGCACUGUGCUGUCUCUCAAGGCUAUGGGCAUUAAUGACCUGCUUUCAUUUGACUUCAUGGACGCUCCUCCUAUGGAGACUCUGAUCACAGCCAUGGAACAGCUGUACACGCUAGGAGCUCUGGAUGAUGAGGGACUGCUCACUCGUCUUGGACGCAGGAUGGCAGAGUUUCCUCUGGAGCCCAUGUUGUGCAAGAUGCUUAUCAUGUCCGUCCACUUGGGCUGCAGUGAAGAGAUGCUGACCAUUGUGUCCAUGCUAUCUGUGCAGAAUGUGUUCUACAGGCCCAAGGACAAACAGGCUCUGGCUGACCAGAAGAAAGCCAAGUUCCACCAGCCUGAGGGAGACCACCUGACCCUACUGGCUGUUUACAACUCUUGGAAGAACAACAAGUUCUCUAAUCCCUGGUGCUAUGAAAACUUCAUUCAGGCGCGCUCCUUGCGGCGUGCACAGGAUAUCCGUAAACAGAUGCUGGGCAUCAUGGACCGACACAAAUUGGACGUGGUAUCGUGUGGCAAAGCCACAGUGCGUGUGCAGAAAGCAAUCUGCAGUGGUUUCUUCCGCAAUGCAGCUAAAAAAGAUCCUCAGGAAGGCUACAGGACCCUUAUAGACCAGCAAGUGGUUUACAUUCACCCCUCCAGUGCCCUGUUUAACCGACAACCUGAGUGGGUGGUGUACCAUGAAUUAGUUUUGACCACCAAGGAGUACAUGAGGGAAGUGACCACCAUUGACCCACGCUGGCUGGUGGAAUUUGCUCCAGCCUUCUUUAAAGUGUCAGACCCGACUCGCCUCAGCAAGCAGAAGAAACAGCAGCGCCUGGAGCCUCUCUACAACCGCUAUGAGGAGCCCAACGCCUGGAGAAUCUCCAGAGCUUUCCGCAGGCGCUAGAAUGUCCUUAGAAGAUAUGUGUGGACUGCCAUUGUCCUCUUGUGCUGCUGCUGAGAGGUGGAACCACAAUCACACAGUGGAAACAGGAUGGAUGUCAUGGACAGAUAGUGAGGGAGUUGGCUUCAUCUCUACCUUUCACUUGAACUCAUUUGUAUGUACCCACAUAAACGUUAAAGAUCUGAAAUCUUUCUCCUUAAACCUUUUCACUGUUUAUCAGUAAAUAAGACCUUUUCUCAUUUUGAAGAAAACAUUUCCAUUUUGAAUAAACAAAUUUACAACAUGUGUUGUAAUUUAUUGUGAAGCAUGUUUCAAAUUGUACUUUUUUUUUUGUUCAAUGAUUCUAAUACGACCCAUUUUUUUUGUAAAAUUAUGUACAGAGAGUAUAUCUGACCCUGCAGCUCUUAUGACAUGGAAAAUAAACUAAUCUUAGGCAAGCAGACCACCAGUGACUGAAGUGCUGACAGGGAAGGAGGUUGCGAUUCAGUUACUUCUGUUAGUUCCUUCUGUUUCUAUCUUGCGCCGUCCUUGUUAGGAUUUACAGUCAUUUAUGGACCAUGACUCAACACAGGGUCAGUGUCCUCAGCCUGAGGAACAUUCUAUUCUAAUUGUGUUUCAUGGCAGGAAAUGAUUGGGAAUUGAAAUGUGCAGAAGCUUUUUUAUAUUGUUAACCCUUCAGUUCUGUUUUAUCAUCUGGGAUCAUUUCCGUGCUGCGUUUAAUAAACUUUUUCACUCAAAAA
Pygocentrus nattereri (red-bellied piranha) is the source of this 4370-nucleotide messenger RNA. RefSeq names its product DEAH (Asp-Glu-Ala-His) box polypeptide 8 (gene dhx8). Gene Ontology annotation, molecular function: RNA binding; ATP binding; RNA helicase activity. The record is from RefSeq and is a predicted model, not a curated record. Gene Ontology annotation, cellular component: catalytic step 2 spliceosome; intracellular anatomical structure. The transcript is spliced from 23 exons. Gene Ontology annotation, biological process: mRNA splicing, via spliceosome; spliceosomal complex disassembly. The coding region runs from base 1 to 3633 and encodes 1210 amino acids. NCBI's taxonomy places the organism in Eukaryota, Metazoa, Chordata, Actinopteri, Characiformes, Serrasalmidae.